UGGACAGAAGCCCAAAUACACCGAAGCUUGUCUACAUUUCGUAACAAAAAUAGGCCUCAACCCUUACCCUUAUAUACAAAGCAUCAAUUCAGAUCAUCCCUCUCGCAAACCCUAGCCGCGCCUUGCAGAUUAGUGUUUUCAGCAGCAAUCAACAAUGGCGGAAGUGGAGGUUGAUGUCGCGGCUGCCGGAGUGCCCAAGAAGAGGACGUUCAAGAAGUUCAGUUUCAGGGGAGUUGAUCUCGACGCUCUCCUUGACAUGUCUACCGAUGAGCUUGUCAAGCUCUUCACUGCUCGUGCUCGCAGAAGGUUUCAGAGAGGUUUGAAGAGGAAGCCGAUGGCUUUGAUCAAGAAGCUUCGCAAGGCUAAACGGGAGGCGCCAGCUGGUGAGAAGCCUGAGUUGGUGAAGACUCACCUGAGGAACAUGAUCAUUGUGCCAGAGAUGAUCGGAAGCGUUGUCGGAGUUUACAACGGGAAGACAUUCAAUCAGAUUGAAAUUAAGCCGGAGAUGAUUGGCCAUUACCUGGCUGAGUUUUCAAUUUCAUACAAGCCAGUUAAGCAUGGAAGACCCGGUAUUGGUGCUACCCACUCUUCCAGGUUUAUUCCAUUGAAAUGAAGCAGUAAGUUGGUUUCUUUACAUCACCUUAGUAAUUUGAUUUUUGUUAUGGUGUAUUUAGACCUUUUAAACCAAAUGUUGCAUCUAGGAUCAUCAUCAUUAUCUACUUUUUGAAUGAAUUUGAGGUAUCAUUGUUUGAGUUUUA
This is a messenger RNA of Lactuca sativa (garden lettuce), 758 nucleotides long. RefSeq names its product small ribosomal subunit protein uS19x. Gene Ontology annotation, cellular component: ribosome; cytosolic small ribosomal subunit. The record is from RefSeq and is a predicted model, not a curated record. Gene Ontology annotation, biological process: ribosomal small subunit assembly; translation. Lineage: Eukaryota; Viridiplantae; Streptophyta; Magnoliopsida; Asterales; Asteraceae. Gene Ontology annotation, molecular function: structural constituent of ribosome; RNA binding.